ACGCAUGUUUCAGACUUCAACAUCAGCCCAAACCCAACUGUCCGCAAGCGGCCAGGAGUCCUGGAACCAACCACCCUUCCACCCUCAACCUAAGUGCUUCAAUAUUUGGUUGUGGAAGAGGUUGUGGGAAGGACCACAGCAACGGCAGCAGAUAGAUAGGUUAUGAAAAGAUGAGUAGCUAAAACAGAGGGGAACUGGCAGCCUCGCAGUUAAACUUUUGCCACCUGAAGAACCAGGUGAGCAAGGAACUAAUAACUACUAGUAAUAGUUUUCCUUCUAGUGGAAGCCCCUCCUGCCUGUGUAACUUCGUGCCACCUGAACCAGAUGAGCCAGGUAGUUCAGCUAAUGGUAGGCAUGCAGGCAUACCGGUACCACAUCCCACUGGCAAGUUGGGAAAGUCCCAGCUGUGCGUUCUUUAUCUAUCUGUAUGUACUUGCACCAGCUUUACUGGUACAACUAGAAAGAUUGCAACCUGCAGGUUGCUGCUAACCAUAGCAACCAGCCUGCUAAAAAGGAUCUGGUGGAUGGCAAAGCCAUCACAAAACCUGUCGUCUACUGAAUCGGUGCCAGGCCAGGUCUUCGCCCACCAAACAAUCCGGAUCCAAACCUACCGGCCUGGUACCAAGCAUCACCCUGGCUAGCUAGCUCAACCAGCUAAAAUGCUUGUACGGCUGUGGGUUUGGUUAUGAGCUGGACAGGUUGAACUCCUCAGCAAUAGUUUUGCACCGAAAGUCUAAAGUCUAUUUCAAGGUGUCUGAUGAUGGAAUGAGGGGUUGUGGGUUAACCUCAGAAUACAGGCUUCACCUCCUUUCUCGUUGAGGUUGGUUGCUGCUUUAGUAACGGCGCCACGAGCUUCUCAUGGUGACGACUGCUGGGCCGAUUGAUGGCUCCUGUCGUCGAGCUGCUCACCACUCAAAGCGACCGAUACAGUGGCUUCCGCAUUUGAGUGAAAGAGCCUGUUAGAGUUUUGCUCCAAGACAACUAACUGAAGCAACAUGAGUGAGGAAGAAAAGAACGAGGGAUCCGACGCGGAGGAGGAGGAAGAAGAAGAGGAGGAAGUAACGGAUCUGACCAACAGUGAUGUCUGCACCAAGUACCAAGAAGCUGCCAAGAUUGUCAAUCUGGCCCUUCAAGGUCUAGUGGGUCAAUGUGUCCCUGGAGCCAAGAUUAUUGAUCUUUGUGAGUUUGGUCACACUGUGGUUACCUCCCAGGCCCAAAAGCUCUUUACCAAGAAGGUUGAUGGUCAACCGAUUGAUCGAGGAAUUGCCUUUCCAGUCUGUGUCUCGGUCAACGAUAUCGUCUGCAAUCAUUCCCCAUUAGCUACUGAAGAGCUUGAACCACUUAAAGCUGGUGAUAUUGUCAAGAUUGAUUUAGGUUGCCAUAUUGAUGGGUAUAUUGCUGUGGCAGCCCACACUCUGGUUGUGCCCGAGUCAGCAGACGCCGCUCCUGCAUCCACCCCGGAUGAGCUCGGAAAUGUUGCCGUGGCAGCAUACAACGCAAUGCUGGUCGCUGCACGAUGCAUUGCCGCCGGAAAGAAGAAUACCGAUGUUACGGCUGCUGUGGAACGGGUUGCCAAUGCUUAUGGUGUCACUCCAAUUAGCUCGGUCCGAAUGCACCAAAUGAAACGGUAUGUGCUGGAUGGUGUCAAAGAGGUGGCAUUGAAAUCACCAAACCCCAACGACAACGAACUGGAACAAGAAGAGAAGCUUCCAGAUUGCACCUUUGAAAAGGCGGAAGUGUAUGCCGUGGAUGUUGCAAUGAGCACGGGAGACGGGAAGGUUCGACCUGGAGAAAUGCGUACCACAGUGUUCAAACGAAAUGUAGAGAAGCAAUACCACUUGAAGGUCAAGGCAAGCCGUGCAGUUCUGGCCGAAGUGGACAAGAAAUUCCCAACACUUCCGUUCACUUUGCGUCACUUGAGCGAUGUGAGGCAGGCUCGAUUGGGCAUUCCAGAAUGCGUUCAACACGAACUUUUGACCAUGUAUCCGUCCUUGCACGAGAAGAGCGGGGCACUGGUAGCACACUUCAAGUGCACAGUUCUGCUGCUUCCCAGCGGUACAGUUCGAGUCACAGGACUGGAUAUGCCAGACUAUUUCAAGACAGAGAAGCAGCCAGAUGAAGAAACACAGAAGAUCCUAACAGAGAUCAAGGAGGAAGAAGAAAAGAAAGCUGCCCGCAAGGCCGCCAAGAAGAAAAAGAAGAAGGCUGGCAAGUCCUAGACAGGUGCUGGAACUUGUAGGCUUCUGACUAUGACGAUUGAUGCUGAGCUGUGGCAGCGAUGGGUGUGGUCCUCUUCAUCCGGAUAUCAAACGAUGGAUGUAACCAGUGUGAUUCAGGCAGUGUCUCGCACUAAAGUAAUAAUAGAUCACUUUCCUUGUUUGGCAACCCGAAUGCUUAGGGUUGCUUUCCUACAGCUCGCUCUGAUAGAAGAUUCUGCAAAUCAAUGUAGUCGCGCCCUUCUAUUAUAAGAUUGAUCAGUCAAUAUUAUCUGUUCAAGCUUAUUCAAACUAUAGACGUGCUGUUUGAGAGCCCAUGUGCUUUCUUGUCGCAUCGAGAACCAACUGCAACUUCAUGGCCAGCCCCAUGUUGCCCUUGAUCUUGAGCUUGCCUUUCAUGAAAGCCUGUUGGGGUGUGAUCUUCUUGGCCAACAGAGCCUGAAGAACAUCCAAGGAAGUCUUGACUUGUAAAUCUGGCUUUUCUGAAGAUUUACCACUCUUGGUACACUUCAGGAUGAAGGGAUCGGAACCGUCCACGGAAAAAGCAACAGUCGCAUUGAACCUUGCCUUCAGGCGGUCGUUCAACUCGACUGCCUCCGUCAUCGCCUUGGCAAUUUCUUCUGCUGUUGGACCGCUCAUGGUAACACCGGUAUCAGAUCAGGAGAGCAAAUUGGUCGUUUCAGAGGGGAUUUCAGAGGCAUCCGGCGUCUACCAUUGAACAAUGGCAUGGCGGGUCAGCGGCCACCUCCAUGCAUUCUCAUGUCGUGCAGCAUCGACGGUGGUAUCUUUGUUAGUACGUUAGGGUUC
Seminavis robusta is the source of this 3023-nucleotide messenger RNA. The record is from the annotation of a GenBank genome assembly. Lineage: Eukaryota; Bacillariophyta; Bacillariophyceae; Naviculales; Naviculaceae.